AUGAGAACUAACACUCAUGGAGGACGCCGGACCGCGGAGUGCCACCAGCCGAUACGGCGAUCAUUCAAGUAUUGGAAAUUAUCAAAGGCACUCAGUAAGCUUUCGUUCUGUUCUGCCAACGUGAUUCUCUCUCACCAUCCCACUCUCAGAGCGCCAAUCGUUGUUCACUGCUCGGCCGGAGUUGGCAGGACCGGCUCAAUGGUUCUUAUCCAGUACAUCCUGGAAUCCAUCUCUUUGGGAGGACCCUUCGAAGAAACUGAUAAGACUUCUGAAAUAAGAUCUUCAAUCGAGCAACACAAUUUCAGUGAGUUUAUGACUGAUCAGCAGUACUUGUUCGUCCACAUGGUCCUACUCAACUACUUUGUUGAAAAUCAACUGCUAGACCCCAGAUGGAAGCCAUUCCUCGACCGGUUCACGAGAGAGCAUACAACAAGAAUGUCUUCUGAAUUCAGAUUUCUCUAG
Molecule: messenger RNA, 462 nt
Organism: Ostertagia ostertagi
Lineage: Eukaryota; Metazoa; Nematoda; Chromadorea; Rhabditida; Trichostrongylidae
Source: the annotation of a GenBank genome assembly